Molecule: messenger RNA, 2866 nt
Organism: Numida meleagris (helmeted guineafowl)
Lineage: Eukaryota; Metazoa; Chordata; Aves; Galliformes; Numididae
Product: platelet glycoprotein VI-like
Exons: 4
Coding region: 962-1735 (257 amino acids)
Source: RefSeq, a predicted model, not a curated record
AACACUGGAGCAACUGGGAAGGAUCCAAGGACCCCCAGAAUUGAGGGAAACAGGGCAGCCGUCAACUUCUGCUCCAGCCUUGCAUGGGAACCACUGGGAAGGGUCUGUUUUCAAACAGGUGUGCACUCUUCCAGCUCCCGCUGUGUGCCCACACUGGCACCACCUGAGAGCCAGCGCUUUGGGGCUGCUGCUGCUGCUGCUGCUGCUGGUAGUGGCCAUGCUCAACAUGCACGGUGAGAGACCAGCUCGUAGCCACAUCCACAGCACAAGAAACCACAGCUUCAAUGAGCAGAAACCUUAACCUUUUCCUCCAAAGUGAUGUGUAUGGGUUUUUUACCAAGCUGGUGAUGACCACCCAGAAGCGGUGGCAACAAACAGGAGGAGCUGGAAGCCAUCAUGCAGCAGGAAUCUAAGACUUAGUAGGCAUCUCCAAAUGAUGGUGGGAUCACUUCCACAAGUGCAGUGCUGCUGUGGGGAGCUGUGAGCUCUUUUGGAGGGGUAGGCAAGGAAGGAGAGGGCAGUGAUGUGGCUCUCUGUGUCAGGGAGUGCUUCACUGUGGUAGAGCUGAAUGCUGGGAACGAUCAGGUCGAGUCCUUAUGGGUAAGGUUGAGGGGGAUGGGAAGCCAGUUUGACAUCCUAGUGGGAGUCUGGUACAGAGCACGGGGCAGUUUAACUCGGCGCCUGGCUGAUGGCUGCAGAUGGGUCCUACCUGUCUGCAAGGGGGAUAAGGAUCCCAGCCCUGGAGCUGGCAGGGCUCACUGAGAGGGCUUUAAGCUGGCAGCCCUUUGGGGAUGGCGUGUGACACUGAGGGGUGACAGUCACUAAUUAGUGAUCAGGGGCAAGUAAUACAACAUGCGGAGAUGACAUCACAGCACUACAACCACAGGAAGAACUGACAGCAGCUCUCCAGCCGCUUCCUGUGCCCACUGCAGUCUCGCUGUCCCCAAGCUGCUCCUGCCUCAUGGCACCAAUGGCGCUGGUCCUCAUCCUGGUGCCCCGACCCUCCCUGUCACUGCACCCCAGCCAGGGGGUGUCCCUGGGGGACACAGUCACCUUGCGCUGCCACCUGCCCCAGUCGGCUGCCUGGGUCAGGCUGUACAAGGAUGGAUGUUUGUCAUCUGAGAAGGACAUAGACAAGGUGCAGGAUACAGCUGAGUUCUUCUUGGUUGGCAUAAAGCAGGAAGAUGCAGUGAAGUAUUCGUGUCAAUACCAGAUACUGGAGCCACUGUGGACAUCGAAUAUGAGUGACCCCGUGGAGCUAAUGGUGACAGAUCCAAGAUUCCCCCCUCCUGGCAUUUCCAUGAGCCCUGAUGAAUGCGUGAAGGUGGGGAUGAAUGUGACCAUGCAGUGCCGGAACAACAAUUAUGGGGGCAUUAUCUUCCUGCACAAGGACGGGCACUCAGCCCCUAUCCAGCACCAGGAGCCCAAUGGUGGGGGCAUGGCCAACUUCACCCUUGUUGGAGUGACCCCAGCUGACACUGGCACCUAUAGGUGCUCCUACCGCGUUGGGAGCUCCUACCUUCUGUUUUCACCCCUUGGGGACAACGUGACACUGAAGGUGACACCCGCAACUGCUCACCCAGGUGCUGAGAGGAUGUCCCGUGGUAACCUGGUGGUGGCAGUGGUGAGGGGCUGCGCUGCCGCCCUCGUCUUUGGCCUGGGCCUCUACUUCAUCCUCGAUGCCCGCAGCUUCUGGAUACGGAGAGAUGAGAGCCCUGCUGGGGAAGGCGCUUGAAUCACUUUGAUACCCAACAGAGCACCUUUCGAUCCCCCCAAGUGUCUUCUGCUUCCUCUUUGAUAUCGUCUAUGUGCCCUGUCUCUCAAUCCCCCUUUCCAUCCCCUAUACAUCCCCCAGGUGUGCUCUUCCUUGUCUUCCCUCCCCUACAGGUGGAUAAAUCCCCUUCACUUUCCCCUGCUGCUGCUUCCAUGCACUAUUGAUCCCCCUCGUGCUCUCUGGUGCCCUCCAUAACACCCAUCCCACUCCCCUCCCCAUUUUCAUGUAGCUGCCCCCCUCAGGAAGCCUGAGUCCAUUAGGUUCCAGGACAGUGUCUGAGUUAGGGAAUACCUAAAUCCAGCCUGCCUCUUGGGGACCCCUAAAACCCACUGGGAACCCCAAACCCUGUCCAUGUGGACCCCAACACACUCCCAGCCUCAUAUUCCUUACCCUACCUUUAUGUGCAUCCCCAAAUCCAGCCCAUGGGAAACCCAAAAUCUACAUUGAGGGAUUUGGAGAUCAAAUGCCCCACACCCCCAGCCCUACACACACUACGGGCACCCUCAAAAUUCAGCGUAUCAGUCCCAAGUGGAGGGCAGCCAGCACAAAGCCCCACAGAAUCCCCAAACCUCCUGGACAGCACCCAGAUCCUAUGGGAACCCCCAAACCACCGUGGAACCCCCAAAUGCCAUGCAUAGGGAUCUCCAAGAUCUGACCUAGGGAGUCCUCAGACCACCAAGCCCUAAACACCCCUCAGAACUGGUGGGAACCUUCAAGUCAGAAUGAGACUCCGCUAAACCACACUAGGGCCCCAGAACUAAGCCAUCCCAGACUUCCAGUUACCCUCUCUCAGCCACCAGAACCACAACUGUCCCAAAACGAACAUCCCCAAAUCCUCACCAGUGGACUCCAUAUCUUUUGCAAUCUCACCAAAUCCCCAAAUGUUCAACUGUAACCCCAGAAUCCUUCCUUAUCCUCAUCCAAUCCCUUAACACCCACUGGGACCCCAAAUUCCUCCCAGGUUAUAGCAUUGAUGAGAGAGUGGAGAGAAGUAGCACUGAGCACCCCAAGUUUUGUAAAUAUCUCAGUGUUAUUACCAUUACUGUUAUUUCUCUCUUCCUUUUCUGCUUAAGUAAAUAGCUUCUAUCUCAA